ACAUACGUUCCCGUCAGAAAAUCCCAUCCAGAAGAGAAUAAAAAGGAGUACUAGAAGUAAGGUGGUACGCUGAAGCAAAGAAAUGACAGCGGGGAGUACUGAAAAUGGAAUUCGAAACACAGACAUGUAACCAGAGGAAGAUAUCAAUGGAGCAACUGAACAACAACCAAACUAGGGUGCAUGGUGUCUUAAUUAGCUUUGGAAGCGAAAACUUUACAUGCAAAACCUUUGCAGGCCAAGGAUUUAUUAUCCUCCCAAACAGAUGUGAAAGGGACUAGGUCUUGCUGCCUGCUUGCCUGCAGGCUGCAGGAACUUGUCAAGCACAAGUGUCGUACAUGGUCUCGCUUACCUCAUGCCCACCUCCUCGCCUGCCAAUUGCCAAUGCUAUAUAAGUUCCUUCCAUCCCUUGGUUGGAACUCUCAAUUUUCCUCUUGAGAGUCUACCUUGAUCACAGCUAGCUCUCCACCUUGUUAGUGCAUAUGUGCACAUAUUUAGAUUGCUUGUUUUGCUUCAUGAUAUCGAGGAAUUCUAUGUUUUGAACAGUUCAAACUUUAGGCUUGCUAUACAAGGAAGAGCAGUUAUAUAUUCAGGGUGUAAAGUGAAGCAGAGGUGCUUUUGGUUUAUCAGCAAAGUUCGUGGUGGGCUAAGGUGACUUGUGCUGCUUCAACAAGAGAUAGGUACAUACUGAAGAUCUUUGGCCAGAACUGCUUCAAGAUGAGAAGUUUUGCUUGUGCUCAUGCCGAGAAGAGGCAUCGACUGGAUAGAACUUUGCAAGCUAACAUAGAUUAAAUCAAGAUCGCUGAAUCGCGCAAGGACUUACAUCACAGUUUUGUUCACCUGCUCUGACCUAGCAAUCAACCACAGAUUUCAUUCAGUUUGGUGGAGAAAAAGUCAGAGUUAGCACUGUUUCGAUUCUGAAGAAUUGUUCCUUUCUCUAUGCAUGCCAAGUAAGAGAAGUUUAAUAGCCUCUGAAUAGAAUCAUGACAAGCAAAAGGGACGCAUGACAACACGUCAGGGAGGAGAUGGAUGGAGUCAAAGAUAUAUCGCGAAAGCAACCGCGGAUGCACUCAAGCAGUCAGCGAUAUAUCGAUGAGAAAUCGACGCCGAGCCUGGACCGUUAAGACUUAUGCAUGCAACAGUGUUAGCAAGAAGGGGUACGUGGGAAGCUGCUACACCAAGCACAAGCCGUUGAGCUUGCUGCUACCUGAAGGCUUCAGCGGCAAGAUGCUGUAUGUGAAGCUUGUCCUCAUCCUCCUCAUGUGCGCCUCCUUCAUGGGCCUUCUCCACUCGCCAUCGAUCCGCCAUGGCCAUGGCGACGACCAACAUAGCACAAUGUCACCUGAAGUGUCGAGACAGGGGUCGUUGGCACCGGCGGACGCCGACGAGCCGGCGGACUCAGGCGGGUACGCGUCGAGCUUGAGGAUCGACUGGUCGCUGAUCUCCAAGGCGGUGCAAGAAGCUGCCGCUCGAGGAGUAGAAGGAGGUGGCCAUGGGUUGCGAGUCGGGCUGCUGAACUUCGACGGGGACGAGGUCGAGCAAUGGAGGACGGUGCUGCCGGAGUCCGCGGCGGCCUCCGCGGUGCACCUGGAGCGCGUGGGGAGCAACGUCACCUGGGAGCACCUGUACCCGGAGUGGAUCGACGAGGAGGAGCUCUACGCCGCGCCGACAUGCCCGGACCUGCCGGAGCCGCAGCCGGCGGCGGAGGGAGCGCAAUACGGCUACGACAUCGUGGCGGUGAAGCUCCCCUGCAGCGGCGCGUCCGGCUGGUCCAAGCACGUGCCGCGGCUCCACCUUCAGCUCGCGGCGGCUCGGCUCGCCUCCGGUCGCGGCUCAUCGGCGGCGCACGUGGUGGUGGUGAGCCCGAGCCGGUGCUUCCCUGCCCCGAACCUGUUCAGGUGCAAGGACGAGGCGAUGCACGACGGCGACGUGUGGCUCUACAGGCCGGACAUGGCCGAGCUGCGGCACAAGCUCGCUCUCCCCGUCGGCUCCUGCAAGCUCGCCAUGCCGCUCAAAGCCCUGCUGGGCGAGGCUCACGCUCACGCAACGGCGCCGCAGAGACGAGAGGCGUUCGCGACGAUCCUCCACUCGGAGCAGCUCUACGCGUGCGGCGCCAUCGUGGCCGCCCAGAGCAUCCGGACGUCGUCCGCUCCGGACGUCCAACGGGACAUGGUGGCCCUGGUCGACGAGACCAUCAGCUCGCGCCACCGGGCCGCCCUAGAGCUGGCCGGGUGGAAGGUGCGCACGAUCCGCCGGAUCCGGAACCCGCGGGCGUCGCCGGACGCCUACAACGAGUGGAACUACAGCAAGUUCUGGCUAUGGACUUUGACAGACUACUCCCGCGUGGUGUUCCUGGACGCGGAUCUCCUGGUGCAGCGCGCCAUGGAUCCCCUCUUCGCCAUGCCGGAGCUGAGCGCCACGGGGAACCACGGCACGCUCUUCAACUCGGGCGUCAUGGUGAUCGAGCCCUGCAACUGCACGUUCAGCCUCCUGAUGAGCCACAUCGGGGACAUCGGCUCCUACAACGGCGGCGACCAGGGGUACCUCAACGAGGUCUUCUCCUGGUGGCACCGGCUCCCGUCGCGGGCAAACUACAUGAAGCACUUCUGGUCGGGGGAUUCCGCCGAGCGGCGGGAAGCCAAGCGGCGGGUGCUCGCGGCGCGGCCGCCGGUUGCGCUGGCGGUGCACUUCGUGGGGAUGAAGCCGUGGUUCUGCUUCAGGGACUACGACUGCAACUGGAACGCGGCGGAGCUCAGGCAGUUUGCUAGCGACGAGGCCCACGCCAGGUGGUGGGAGGCCCACGACGCCAUGCGGCCCACGAGCCUGCGGAGGUUCUGCCUCCUGGAUGAGAGGCAGAAGGCGCUGCUGCGGUGGGACGCCAUGGAGGCCCGGAAGGCCAAUUUCUCUGACGGGCAUUGGAGGGAGCGGAUCGUUGAUCCUCGACGGAGGAUCUGCGCCGAUGACGAGGCGGGGUUGCGGUGCCGGGAGAGGGAGAUCGAGGGGAGAAGGGUGGAAGGGAACAGAGUCACCACGUCCUACGCCAAGCUCAUCCACAACUUCUGAUUGCCUUUUUCUUUCUUUCUUUCUGAUUCAGAGGAGGAUCACGCAUCGCGUCCGUUUCCUGCUGAUCCGACGGUACGGUGUGCACUGUGCCGGUGUCUUGCAUGCACAAAGUUCGACGUGGCGGCUUUGAGAUGUUCGAGCCUGUUGCACGCUUGCCCAUUUUGGGGACAAGGAGCUUUUUUUCCUUUUCCUGAGCGGAACCCAUUUUCGGGAGCUGUUGCAAUCGUGCGCAUGCCAUCUGGAGUACGUAGUCACAAUACUGAGAAGCUAGAGAGGAAUGGACAUGGGGCAUCUAUGGUUUUUCUAUUCUAUGAUGCCGGCGUGUGUGUCUGUUUCUUUUUAAGGGAGCCCAUGUGGUUGAUGGUCUGUUUUCCUCUUCGUCGGCCUUUUUGUGAUCUCCUGGUAUAUGCUGUUUCCAUUUGUGUUUUUCUGACCUGCCCUUGUUGGGUUAACUAGUAAUCACCGUGGUUACGUAAAA
Messenger RNA from Brachypodium distachyon (stiff brome), 3538 nucleotides. RefSeq names its product putative UDP-glucuronate:xylan alpha-glucuronosyltransferase 3. The coding region runs from base 1027 to 3060 and encodes 677 amino acids. Gene Ontology annotation, biological process: xylan biosynthetic process. Gene Ontology annotation, molecular function: glycosyltransferase activity. The transcript is spliced from 5 exons. Lineage: Eukaryota; Viridiplantae; Streptophyta; Magnoliopsida; Poales; Poaceae. The record is from RefSeq and is a predicted model, not a curated record.